Besnoitia besnoiti is the source of this 318-nucleotide messenger RNA. Its product is annotated as putative dynein light chain type 1. Gene Ontology annotation, molecular function: dynein light intermediate chain binding; dynein intermediate chain binding. The record is from RefSeq and is a predicted model, not a curated record. Lineage: Eukaryota; Apicomplexa; Conoidasida; Eucoccidiorida; Sarcocystidae. Bases 1 to 318 code for a protein of 105 amino acids. Gene Ontology annotation, biological process: microtubule-based process. The transcript has 3 exons. Gene Ontology annotation, cellular component: dynein complex.
AUGAACGCUGGCGACAAGUGUUCGCCGGAGGAGUUCACCCUCUGGAAAGGCGCCAAGAUACUUUGGCCUGUCGAUAUGCCUGACUAUAUCGUCGACUUCAUUGUCGUCCGCUGCAAGCAACUCGUGGAAGAGUUCAACCCAGACAAGAACCCUCUGCAGAUCGCGGAAACGUUGAAAAAGGAGCUUGACGAAAAGUGGGGCGUGUACUGGCACGUUACAGUCGGGAACAAUUUCGGGAGCUACGUUGUGCACCAGAAAAGGCGCUUCAUUUACUUCACUAUCGGCCAUGUUUCGUUCCUGAUAUACAAGGCUCAUUGA